GCUGGGGUGAUUUAUUUUCCUCUAGUUACUUCGAUCAAAAGUUAGUCUAAAGCGCAAGUCGUCCAUUCAUUGAAGCAGAAACCAUUGAAUAAAAUCAGUUGUUUAUCAUAUCAGAUUUUUUUGAAUAUGAAUUAAAUGGAUCAUCAUCAUAAUAUCCUAUGAUUUUUUAAAAGAUCUAUACAACACUUACAAGCAUCGCUGUUUGUGGCGUAUUCAAGCACUCAGUUGCGAGCAUAUUUUUCAAAGCAUGCAGGCAUUUUAUUUCGUGGAGGUCUACAUGCGUGUGUGUCAGAAAUGCUAAAACGCUCAGAAAAUAUGAGUAUAAUAUAAUCUUAUAACAGAAUCGAUCGUUUGAUAAACGAGACAAAAGACGCAAGGUUGCGUCGAGUUCUGUCACUUGAUGCAUCAAUGUCGGAAGUUGAAACAUAAAACGUCAAAUGAUAAAAAUAACAGAAUUACCGUAGUCUCUUAGCAUAGGUAACGUGCAGUGAAAUAUGAGUAAAAGUAAACUUAAACUUAAUACAUAAAUGAAAACAUCUUUUUGUGCGCGAAAUCGACUCUCGACAUUUUACUCUCGACAAUUACCUAGACUCGAUAACAUCUUAGCAUUUUGACACAUAAUACAAGUAAUGUUUAUAAUUGUCUGUUGACAUAAAUAUACCAUUCGUAAAUUAUAAGCGGAAUCAUUUAACUGUGCUUCGGUGUCUCUAGCGGAAAUACUCAGAGUUAUAUAAAUGUGGGAUACUGUCCAAUGUAAACAAACGCCUUGCUUACAUUUUGAAUCACUAUAUUUCCAAAAAUAUCGACAAUUGUCAGAUCAUUGCAAAGUCAAUAUGGCUGAUGAGUGUGGUAUAUCGUGCUCUGCUUGUAAUCUUUUUGUGGCUCGAUUGUUCAGAUUACUUUGCACGUUGAUUAUUUCGAAUAUAAGCUAUUUUAAUUAAGUAAUUCAAACUGACCAAUUGCAAUGCAAGAAAUGAACUGAUUUUACUCCCUUAAGGUGCAAACAUCAGUCCGGCCACCCCACAAAUCAGUCGAGAUAAGUCCAAAUGGUUUAUCGACCAAUCAAAUGAGCCGGCUGACCUACCCGAUUCUGCGAGUUUUUUGCGUUUUACCGCUGCUUUGGAUAAAAGAAUAUUGUUUUUCUGAAACUGAACCCUUUAAACUGGACUAAUUGUAAUUCGUAUUAUAAAUUUUUACUGCCAAAAAUACGUAAGUCGCGCGACUGACUGGACCUUCCCUAGAUCCGCCCCUGCGGCCUUGCCUUGCUAUGCAUGAGCAGAAACGAUGUGCAAAACCAUCGUAAUGCCUCUUUCAUCUUGUUUUCUCCCGACAAUAUUGUCGGGGUUUGUUUUAUGAGCCGGGAGGGGUUGCUGUUUAACCGACAUUACAAUGUGUUAUUUCUGUCCACACAACAGGUUUUUUACCCAACAAAGGUUUACGAUUGGUAAUUUCGCGAUACACAUUGUACAGUUCUGUUACCAGUUUUUAUGCAGUGCUGUAUAUCACUGAAAUGGAACGAAUAAACGAUGACGAUGUGCAAAGAGAACAGGCAGAAUCCGGAGGAAGCGAAGAUUCGAGAAUAGAGGAAGAAAAUUUGUUAAAUGUGGAUCCUGAAGAACAUUUGAAAGAGGAUUGGGAAAGUGGCCGUUCGCCUGUGGGUUCGAAAAGCGAAGAGACCCCAUCCGAAAGAGCUGAAAAAAUUGAAGAUGUGGAAAGAAAAUUCACUCAAUCUAAGGAAGCUUAUUCAAACAUGUGUCGAAUGUGGAAACGCGGACGUCGAAAUGCUGUUACGUUACUGAGGAAAUUUGCUGAUGCAAUACAAAAGGAUGAAGAAAAUAGCCGAAUUGCAAAGUUAGCGGGCGCAUCAUCUUCGAUUGUUGGCGGUAUUUUAGCUAUUGGAGGGGCUGUCGCUGCAUUCUUCACAUAUGGCACCUCUCUGGCCGUAACUUCAUUCGGAACUGGUUUGGCUGCUGCGGGCAGUACAACAUUGGCCGGGGCAGAAAUCGUGAAUCAUGUGCUACGUUCUCGUAAUCUGGGAAACGUUAAUGAAGCGUUAAAAAGGGACGGCGAAUUGACUGAAAAUCUGCGGAAGCAGGCAAAUGAGGUUAGACAAAUCGAGGACGAAUUGGAGAAGUUAAGGAAAAAGAGUCUCACCAAACCAUGCAUAAGUAUAGCAACCACAGUUUGCAGCACGGUUUCUACAGCUUAUCAAGUGGGAAAAACAGUUGGCGGCAAGUUGGCGGAGCCAGUUUUGUUUAAGACCUUCAGCAAAAUGUCUAAAAGAUUACAUGUUUUUGGAAUUGUCUUCAACCUUGUAACGAUACCACUUGAUGUUCAUACAUUGAUUAAAACAUCUGUCGAUGUUCGCAACACCUCAAUUGUUGAGAUUGUUAAAGUCAUCCGAGAAAAGGCACAAGAAUUAGAAGACGAAAUUUGGCAGUUCCCAGACGAUCUCGAAUAAGGAAAGCACGCAGCUACAUACGCCUAUGAUAUAUUAAAAUAUGACGUUCUACAAAAAAAACAAUUAGUCAGGUAUAUGCAUGUAAACAAAUAGCCAAACAUAGUAUUCGUAAAGUGAAGAAAAUGGUGUUAUAAUGAUAGAAAUGACUUAAGUUUGUUAUUGUUACUGUUUUGAAAUUAAGGUUUAAAUACCAUUAAACGUUUGCCAAAUGUAUACAGUAUAAAAAGUAAUUGGCAUUAACAUGUGACGUACGUUUAGUUAGGUCUCAAGUUUCAACAUAUAACUAUAGCUAUUAAAAAUAUAUUUGUUUGUAAAAGGACUGUGUGUUUUGGAAACAAUACUAGAGUACGAGACAACCUCGUACCAGGGUCUCCCUUAAAAGUCAUGUGAGAAUUUGCGUACUUUAAAAACACGAUGGUUUAUUUUGAAGAUUUUCCAAAUUUUAUCUGAAUUAUAUCGUGGCAAAAUGCAUAUAAAUGCAGUUAAUUUUUCAUACCAAUGUUUUUUUAUUUGAUGCACCCUGUAAAGCUUCGUUGCAUGCCGUUCUUGUUUGUCUAAUUUAUCCAUGCGACCCCGAUUUGCUUUAGCUAAGUGGUUUUGGGAUACAGCUAGGUCUCGCGAAAUUUCUUAGAAAUCUGCAUUGAACGUCCUCAACAUUCAACAAACAGUAUUAGACAGUGUCAUUGCAGAGAAACAUCUAUAUGCAAAACGACUUUCUGACCAAAUUGAAUAUUUUUUAAUGGAAUGGGCUCUUUCAUUAUAUCCUGACCGAUCCUC
Dendronephthya gigantea is the source of this 3238-nucleotide messenger RNA. RefSeq lists its product as uncharacterized. Lineage: Eukaryota; Metazoa; Cnidaria; Anthozoa; Malacalcyonacea; Nephtheidae. The record is from RefSeq and is a predicted model, not a curated record. The transcript has a single exon. Gene Ontology annotation, molecular function: lipid binding. Gene Ontology annotation, biological process: lipoprotein metabolic process; lipid transport. Bases 1511 to 2461 code for a protein of 316 amino acids. Gene Ontology annotation, cellular component: extracellular region; membrane.